AUGUCUGCCGACGGGUUCUGGCUCUUCGAAGGUCUUGAGGAAGAGCCUUACGGUCUUCUUCCGCUGGUUAAUCUCUCCGCAAAAGUUUGUUUUUCUGUUGUUGUCGUAAUAUUUGAUUUUGUUGGAGAUUAGGAAACUAGCAAAGAUUUCUAAGUAAUCAAGAGGGGGACAUUUUCCCUAUGAAAAUUAGAGUUGAAUGGUUUUUAGAGCUAUGUAAACAGUGACUUUUUUCAACUGUAUUUUCAUCCUUUUAGGUGCUCUCCUGGAAAAUCCGUUUUUUUAAAGUAUAUUUUUAACAAUAUUGGUUAUAUAACUUAUAGAGAUUUAGUUUUUAGAAUCCACAGUAAGGAAACGUUUUCAAAAAAAAAUACCCAUAGUUUUCUUCGGUUCUGUUAUACCAAAAAUUUUCUCUUUUUCAGGGAGGACCGACAAGUACAAAAUAUGUCGACCGAGUUGGUUCCUAUCAGUGGUAUCUGAACGACGAAACACCGACCAUUUUGGUAGACUUUUAUCUUGCUAAGAAACGAUUCACAGCCUCGGCUGAGUUUUUGAAAACUCGGAACGUUGAGAUUUGAAAUUCACCAUCUUUUCCAUUUUCUUAAUGUCGUGUUACAGGUGCCAGGAAUGCCUGUUGAGUCGUUCUACUGGCCUGGCGGAAAACUUCAACAAGACCACGGCGUCGUCAUCUACGACGUCAACCAUAUGAAGGUCUUACUUUCAGCUCCAAAACUAAUAAUGAACGUGUUUUCAGGUCCGAAAAGGCUCACUCGACGCCAUGAUCAUCGCCGCCAAACUGCUCUCUGAGAAGAAAAAGAAGCCGCUCGACUUCUCCCAGUUUCACUUCAUCACCGACGCCGUUAAUCUUCAGAAAAUCUUCGCGUUUUGUCAGGUUCUCGGAAGUUUUGAGCGAUUCAAGAAGGUGGAAAGUUUUAGGAAGCCGGCGAAGGUCUUUUCCGCAUCGACUGUGAACGAGUUGGCCAGACAGUACUGCUUACCAGGCAAGUCAUCGAGAUCAUUUUCUACGAAUCAACUCCAGACAACUCGAUCAAGACAAAUGACUUUGAUUGGCUGUUCAAACCUUUUUUCAAUUUUCAAUCGAAGCGGACCUAUCAGAGUUUUUGAUCGAAAAGUUUAGCUGUAAGAUAUUAAAAUUAAUUUUUUUUUCUUUCACUUUUUUCAAAUCAUUGAUGAGUUGUUAUAAAAGCCAUGAUUUAUAAUUUUGGGAACUAGGAAAAGAAAAAGAAAGAAGGAAAUAGUUUAUUUUCAGAAUGGAGGCGUCGGAUCUGAUGGAAAUCGGCCACGUCACUUUUGAUCAAAACUUGAAGGUAAUAUAGGUUUCUGAUUUUUCUACUAAAUUGCAUUCACAAUGGUUUUUAAUUUUCUCAAAAUCUUCUGCGAAAACAUAAUAUUGGAAUAAGCGUUUCAGUACCGUAUGACGAGGCCUCGCGGCGCUCAUUCCACAGGACCGUUCUAUCAGCUCAUGGCUUAUCAGUUCGGAUCUUACCGCAUUUUAGUCAGGCUAGUUUCUGCUCUGAAAAGGAAUGGAGAAAUUUUCAUUUCAGAUACGAAGUCGAUUGCGCAGAUUACGCCGCAGUCAAAUGCACUCCGUGAGCUUUCACUUCUCUGAAAAUAUUUCUUCUUUUUUGGGAAACAUGCAAGUAAUUACGAGAUUGGAACUCGGAGAUCACAAAAUAGUAUGGAAAAUCAGGUUGUGCAGUAUAAGGUUCGAAGAUCAAUUGAAACCAGUCUGAAGUAGUGCUUCAAAGUAAUUAUUGGUAAUUCAUCCAAUGAAAACUGAUUGUUUUCCGAUCGUUCUGGAACGAGAUAAAAAGUAGAGAAAACUUCAGAUAAUCCUGAUUGAAUUCAUGAAGGGGGAGAAAGAAUUUUAUACUUAAUUCGCCACGAAACGAUAUUAUUUGGCUUUUCUGUGCUCACUCGAUCUCUCAACGUCGGUCUUUGUUUUAAGUUCGAUUAUCAACCUUUCUGUGACUACGCCGACAAGGGAAGUUAGAAGACAGACAAGCCGGAUUUUUCUAAGUCACGAUGAAUGACUAAAUAGAUACUUUUAGAAACUUGGAAUAGAAGGAAAAAAUAAAAACAGUUUUUUGAAACGUGACCUCUUUAGCGUGACAGUGGACAAGUCAGAAGCGCUGCCGCCGAAGGAAAAAAGCGCCGAGAACCCAGAGAUCGAGGUUGUCCGGUACGGAGAAGUGCCGCACGACGUGCCUCUUCAAGUGCUCACCACCUACCCUCAAGGCGCCGGAUUUCCUUUCUUCACCUGGGCUCAGCUCUUCUUCACCAACGCCAGCAACGUUCGUCGUUUCUGAACAUCGCCUUUGCAACGAGCCCAACGAGUUCAGGAGCUCAUCGGAUGGUUCAAAGGCAACGGCGACUUCGGCAAACCCGCCAUCUACACCAUGCAGGACGUCUCCAAGAUGAUGAAGCCGCUUCCGCUCGUCACUCUCAGCAAAGGUUUUUCACGUUUUCACGUGAGCAGUAAACAUCGAAUAUGAGCUCUUAGAAGCUUUUGCUUUUACUAUCGAUUGAGAAAAGACCGAAUUUUUUGCCAGAUUGUUUGUUUACAUCUAGGCCGCACUAUUUUUUGAGUUUUCUCCAAGAUAAAAAAAAAGUUAAAGAAAUUCAAACAUUUCUGUAUUGCCGUUAUGAUGAAAUAUUCCUUCACCUUAGAAUGGAUAAAAUUCUUUAUGAGGAUUUUCAGUAUGCGAAAAAAAAAGAGAUUCAGACUUAUACCUAGUUUUUUUCCCAGCUUGUGGAGAUAAAAUAAAAAUUUUUCUCUCUAAUUUGAAAUUUCUUUCGUGUUUGAUCGUCUCCGAGGUGUUAGCACACUGUUUAAUGGAAUUCCAGAAAUAUUAUUCCCGAUUCAUUGAUACAUUACUUUUCAGUUCACGACUGCUUGGGGAAAAUCUUCAAGUUCCUCACCAAGAACGACAAAAACUUCCGAUGUGGGCUUGUCUGGAAGGGCAAAGCUCAUCUCGAAAUCUUCGCCAAGGUAGGAACUUCUUUGCAACUUUCCAGGAAAAGCGAAAUUUACUUUCUUUUAUCUCACUGAUGAGUCGGCACAGAGAUUAAACGUUUCCAAUUGAGCACCCCGAGGCGGACGGCGGAAUCACAGAAGGCGUGCGCCAGUUCCUGGAGACGCAGUGCAAAGACGCGCCAGAAGAGGAAGCCGAAGGAUCGGCGAACUAG
Molecule: messenger RNA, 3207 nt
Organism: Caenorhabditis auriculariae
Lineage: Eukaryota; Metazoa; Nematoda; Chromadorea; Rhabditida; Rhabditidae
Source: the annotation of a GenBank genome assembly